UUUUUAAUAUUAUUUUGAGGCUUUCUUUUUACCAGAAGGCAAAGUGAUCGAAUAACAAACGAGAUUAUUAGUAUUCAAAUCGUUAAAGCUGCCAUUAAACCAACAUGGCUUCUGAGAUAUCCUUCAAGGAAAAGGUUGCAAAAUAUCGUCGACAGCUGGGAUCAUCCAGUGUACCAGAGAUGUUGCUUCGCACGCUCAAGGAAAUGGAAUGUUACGUCGACGGCUUUCCAGACGAUUCAAACAGGCAAAUAUGCGCCGCACAUCUGGGAAAGGAACUGGUGGAUUGGAUCUCUCAGAAACAGGAUGAUGUGUUACAAAUGGAACUCGGUCAAUCGUUGUUCGUCGUGCUCGAGCGUUUCCUAGCCAUUUGCCACAAGGCACAGAGUGCAAUAAGGUGUUUUUGUGUAGCCCGAUUGUAUAAUGCGGGCAUUGCGCUCAACACGAAAAACACCAGCCAACGUCUGCGGUUGCGUGUUUGCGCACUGAUAUAUCAAUUUCCGAUCGAAGAUGAACAAGCGGAACUGUUCGAUCGGAUAAAGCGAAUCGUGCUGAAGACGGUACAGGAUUGGGGCUCAAAAGAUGGGACAGGAAAAUCGCUGGAGGAAGGCAUCGAUCUGGUGAUUGAACUGCACCGCAAGUUGCUCGUUCAUGCAGCGGGCAAAUCAGCCGCCACCAAUGGAACACGUUCCGGAGCAUUGACUUUAUUCCGCGAACUUUUCGACACAAAUUUGGCACUGCUGUAUCGAAUUUUUACACUCAGCCGACCUAAAGCACACCAUCUUUUCAAUGUCGUCAUGGAAACUAUGAAAACGGUGAUGCGACCGAAUGAGAUAGAACUGGAAAGUUUGCUAAACGAGAGUGUCGGCUUUGUGGAAAAUAUUAUCACCUUCAGCGGAGAGGGAGGAGAAUACCUGAAGUUUACAAAGUUCAUAUCCAUGUUCGCCGGACUCAGUCGGGAACCGUACGCCAGCUGCCUCUACCUGCUUGACCAACAGCUACAACUUCAACAGCAGCCCAAACCGACGAUCAGAGAUAUAGAUCAACUCACCAAUCAGUUGAAAAAGCUGCACAGAGAAUAUGUAUCGAACCCGUUGGUGGUGAAGGUGGCCAUCUUUCUCGCCUGCCAAGGAACCGUCUACUACUAUCGAUUACCACAGGAUAUAACACUGGCGAUUUCGGGGAGUGUAAUUGAGUUAUUCCAAUCACUAAUGCCUUUCGUACGCCACUGUCCGGCGGAGACGGUGCCUGAGCUAUGCCGAAAGUGCACCAGCUCUCGCCGUCACUUCGCUGAACGAUUGCUUACCAUGCUGGUGCAACAGUGCAUCUCGCAGGUGAAAGAUGCUGUCGAACGGAAAGCAACCGGUGGAGUUCCGCUAAACCCUUCCUGCACCGUUGACCGGGUCUGUGAGCUGAUUACGAAAAAGUUGGCCCUACUUGACUCGCUCGGCUGUGAGCGUAAACGUCUACUGAUCGAUAGUACGAUUCGACAGAGCGUUACGUGGAUAAAGUACGCCCUGACGACUUUACGCGAUGACCCGAAGAACGCCGAUGAUACUGCGGAAGUGCUUAAACUACUGAAGCUAUUGAUCACCACACAAAACACUCAUAAAUUCGAUUUCCUGACCGAUUUGCAUCUGGUGCGACUGCUGGAAAACUGCUACAUCGAACGUCCCGAUUCCACGCCUGCACAAGCGAGUGUCUUCUGCUGGGGAAGCGUCAGUGUCCGUAUGCUGAAGUUACUCCUCACUCUACGCGAAGGUAGAACUGGUGCUGAGAAAGAAGAGGAUCAAUCGACGUCGACAGUCAUCCCCAUUAUUCGAUCAAUCAUGUUCAACCAGGUAAACGCACCGGAUGGUGAUCCGAUUCGAUCGCUCAGCACGGUUCAGCUGUACGAGCAUCCUUCGUUCGAUCGUCACGGAUUCACGUUCAGUUGUGUGCUAUCUAGGGAGGAGAAGUUUACGAUACUGGCCAAGGAAAUGGCCCUAGCGGUGAAGUACAAAACGACGCUUUCGUUCACACCAUUGGACUACUUUAUCCAGCUGCAAAAGUUGGGUGAUCUGCGCGAAAACUGUCUCACCUUCGGUAUGGCACUGUACGGUUUCAGUGAUACCGAUGCGGAAAGUAUACCGGCGGAAACGAUGGACAAGCUUCGUGCUAGUUUAGCCGCGUACGAACCGACGAACAUUCAGGAGCGCGUACAGCGCUCGGCAUCGUUGGCGAUAGGAAGCUACCUUUCCUUCAGCCUGCUUAGUCGCGAGACGUUAAGCCGGGUGCGAGACGUACCGUUCAAGAUCGAGCACUUCCGAAACGACCAGAUCGACGGACUGCUUACCGAGAGUCAGCUCGAUCGGGAAAUUCGGCUGAUCGACCAAAUGGAAGCGAUUCGGGCGCACUACGGUGAAAUGCUUACGGCGCUGGUGGAGGACAACUUCCAGUCGAUCGGAGUGUUGCUAUCGGUGGUGCAGAUUGCGAGCAUCCUGGACAACGUGGCUAGAUACUGUCAGCUGAAUUACUAUCCACACCGGGCGGUCGAGCUACAGCUGCAGAAUUUACUACUCGUAAGCCAGGGCCGGGAAGAGCGUCCACUGGAGCAGUGCGCACCGUUGGGAUUUCUGUUGGAACAACACCGUGAAACGGAGGAACUGUUGGACCAAUGCGCUACAAGCGAGACUGCAUGCUGGCAAAAGUAUGCCGGUACAAAGUUGGGCCCACUGGCGAAUCUUGCGAAACGUGCUGCAGAACUUCUGAAGUCUUUCUCCAGUCCAGCGCAACAAUUCACCGAUGAUGUGCCCGAUAAUAGAAAAUAUCAGUUUCUCAAUCUCUACCUAAGCCUGGCCGUGUAUUAUGCUUCACUGGGAAACCUUGCGAAAUCGCUUGAACUUAUACGCCGAACCCUGGCACAUCUUCCUCCAACCGAGCCUUCGUCCGUUUUCGGGGAAGGAACAGACGGCGUGAAGUUACUGUCUCCAAUCGAAACCAUUGGUCUGCUUGUUAGGGGUCGGACGGCGCAGAUCAUUUUUCGCCUAGUGGUCGAGUACGGACUUCCCUGGCCAGGAACCACGGACGACACGGCUGAGGCGCCUCCCGCUAUGUGCACCUUCCUCAAAUCGAUGCUCAGCAACUUUAACGAACUGCAAAAGCUCCCCAACAAGCACACGUUCGUCUUUUCGCUAGCUACGGUCGAGAUGACGGUUUCCGUACUGCAGUACUCGAUCGUCCGGUAUGACACGGGUGCACUGGUGGAACCGUACGUUGAUCAGCUAUUAAAGUUUGUCCUUCGUCGAGGAGCUGGACUGCGCGUGAUGCAAGUAUUGCUACUGUACGGACACAUGAGUGCCGAUAUGCAGAAGCUUGACCGGGGCGAGAUCUCCCUACGUUAUCUCUACCGUGUGCUAAUGCUACGACCCAUUGGCAGCAGUCCAAGUCGCAAGGAAUUUGGGAAGAAGAUCCAAGAACCUCCCGUACUGUCCGACCGACAUGAUAGUCGCCAUCGUGUGCCAUUGGUGUCCCCAAAUGGUACUGAUAACGAUUGCGACCGUUUGCGAAAAGUAGUGCCAAAACAUUUGGAGAAUUCGAUCACACCCGCCAAAAAGUGGACGCAUUUGGACCCGAGCGAGUCGGCAGAGCCGACGAUCGAGCAGUAUUUAAUGUUUCGACAUGCGACCACUUGUGACUGUUCCUACUGUCGCUAUCCCCAGUACAAGUGUAUGUCGUUUCAGGCGGCCGCUCUAUCUGCCCGACUUUCCGCUCUCCAGCGAUCCCCUGUGAGCACGAACCGGGCCGAACUCGCCUACGAGGCUAUUGUCGACCAUUGGAUCACCGCGGUGGAACCCGAGCUGGAUCGAUCUUCCGAGACGGCCUCCGGUUGGUUCGGCGCUGGCUAUAGGACGGAUGUCGUUACGAGUGUAAUCCGGACGCUUGUGCAGUGGGGACAAUUUCUAGGUGCAUUGCAUAGGUUUGGUCCCGCGUUGAACGCAUUAGAUCGAGCGGUUCGGUUCAGCGAAAGGGUGAAACAAAUUGCUCCGAUUGAUCCGGCAUUGCUCGAGGAUGUCAAUUUCAACAGAAUAACGAUGGCUUACGCACAAAAACGACACGACAGUCAGCCAUCGCUGCGACAUAAAAGAAGUCGCUCGAUGAUAGAGAAAAACUUUCUCCAGACGGUGGUGCCAGGAAGGAUUGAUGGUGGUGACCCAACGGAUGGUGAAAUAGUGACGCUGAGCACGGAGCUGAAUAAACUCUUGCUGACACCACAACAGCAACCUCCUUCAAAGAUGUCGGAAAGUAGAGGUCGGGGCCCAUCGAGGACUGUCGAUGGUGUGAACGAGUUGAUUCGGCAAGCGGCCUCCCGGCGUCAUCAGCUGAAGAAGAAAGCUCAGCAUGAGCCGGCGGUUCCAACGAUCACCCCGCUUUUUUCCCGAUCCUACUCUGCUUCGGCCCGCAAACCAAAGACGGUGAACAUUUUCGUGGAUUCGCCACCGGGACCUCCUGCUGGCAAGCACAGAUCCGCGGUUCCCGCUACGGUAGCGAAAAUGAAGCUCUCUUCUACGGCACAAUCGGCGAGUGCGCCAAAUAGUGCCAUCUCCGGGGAUGACGUUGAUGUAAUCAACGAGCACAUACCACACACUGCUCCGACUACUGAACGAAAACGCCGUGUCUAUGGAAAAAGAGCAUUGCUGCAGGAUGAUUCCCUCACGCCCACCAAAAGCAAGAUUAAGUCGUACAAAGAAGCAUUAGAGGCACCCGGAAAGGGCGAAAACAACCGAAAACAAACCAAUGUGCAUCGUUUCGAAAUGAACGGUUUCCCCAACCUUGGCCAGUCGACGAGUGGUUCUGAGGUCUCGCCCCCGAAAACUCCCCAAAGGAGCAAAACAGCUGGUACGCAAGCGAGAGAAGAUGUUGCUGCCAGUCCCGGAUUGAACGGUUCGUUUCGGGAUGUGCUGGUGCUGGGCGGGGCAAAGAAAACCAAUGAUUCUUCGUGUGUCAUCGUGCUGGACGAUUCUGCCGAUAGUCAUCAGUCGGAGGAAGCGGUCGAGGCAAGUUUCGUCCACCAUGCAGCCACCAUGUCGACGGGUAAAAAUUCCGCCCUCUCACUUAAAUCCUACUCCGAUCGGAAGCGGCUAGCACAGGCGGCCAGUGGAUCGAACCUGACACCCUCGACACAAGCAUCCACAAAUCGUAGGGCACCCUUUGUGGCAAGUAAAACCAAACUACGUUUUGACGAUCCCAGUCCGGAGCACAAAGAAGAUAAUGUACCCUCACCGGAUGCCACCAAACCUUCGGUGGUAGCGGCGGAGUCAUUGCAAUCGAAAGGCUUUGUUAGCGUCGCGCGCAACACUACACGAAAACGAACAUGCCAACCAACGAUGGACGAUGCGCCAGAGACGACCGGACCAAAUGUUUCGCCAAAUAAAAUGCCCGCCUCAGGUGUGGAUACCAUCGCCACAAGGACAAGGCAACGCAGAAAACGAAUAUGAGAGAUUGUCGCGGAUUUCACGCUUUUAAAUCUACCUGAAUUACCGAGAAUGUUUUUAAUUAUGUUUUGGACUGAAUAGAUAAUAGAAAUAAACCAAUUGAACUGUAAGGCAACAUAUUUGUGUAAAUCGUUAUAUUAACUAAACAUGGUACUACUUU
Messenger RNA from Anopheles coustani, 5631 nucleotides. RefSeq lists its product as uncharacterized. The transcript has 4 exons. Lineage: Eukaryota; Metazoa; Arthropoda; Insecta; Diptera; Culicidae. The coding region runs from base 105 to 5474 and encodes 1789 amino acids. The record is from RefSeq and is a predicted model, not a curated record.